Capronia coronata CBS 617.96 is the source of this 1704-nucleotide messenger RNA. RefSeq lists its product as uncharacterized. Bases 1 to 1704 code for a protein of 567 amino acids. The transcript is spliced from 2 exons. The record is from RefSeq and is a predicted model, not a curated record. Lineage: Eukaryota; Fungi; Ascomycota; Eurotiomycetes; Chaetothyriales; Herpotrichiellaceae. Gene Ontology annotation, molecular function: iron ion binding; heme binding; monooxygenase activity.
AUGCCUUUGACAACUUCCAACGUCCUGCUGCUCCUUCUUGUGCCGGUGGUCUUCGUCUGGACCAGCCGUACCUACCACCUGAUCGUCAACUACCUGGCCGCACGCAAGUUGGGCAUUCCCACCGUGGUCAUCCCAGUCUCAUGGCAAGACACGUGGUGGGUUUUGAUCUGGGGAAACUUCCGCUGGCUGCGACAUGCACCCCUGAUCGGGCACUGGAUAGAUUUCGGGCAUCAUAACUGGGCGCAGGAAUUGCGCUGGCGACCUCACCGAACCUACGGCGACGCGUUUGUCGUCGUGUCGCCCAAGAAGAACGAGAUCAUGAUCAACGACCCGACGGCCGGCGUGGAGCUGCAGACGCACUACAAGGCCUGGAUCAAGCCGCAGCCACUAUACAGCAUCUUCGAGACAUUCGGCAAGAACGUGCUCAGCGUCAACGGCGAGGACUGGCAGCGCCACCGCAAGAUCGUCAACCCGGCCUUUCGCGAACAGAACAACAGACUGGUCUGGGAGGAGUCGCUCAAGCAGGCCAGACAGAUGCUACAGGUGGCCAGCGGUCGGCCAGGUGCGUCGCAGACCCUUCUCGACGUGCGUCACGACUGCGUUCUCAUCGCCCUGCAUGUCCUUUCCGCGGCUGGCUUCGGGCAUGCCCAUGACUUUGACGGUGGCUUGCGUGUCAUCCCGCCGGGUCAUACCAGGAGCUUGGCCGAGGCGUUGAUGUUCCUGCUCCAGAAGAUCCUGCUCGUGCUGUUGAGCACGAAAUUCCGCGUCUUUGGUUGGAUCAUGCCACGCAAACACAAGGAGGUCACAGAAGUUGUGCAGGAAUUCCGCCAGUAUAUGAGAGAGAUUGUCGCUUACAAUCGCGCCACAACGCAGGGCGGCGGUGGUGGCAAGGCCGCCGAUAUCGUCAGUGCCUUGGUCGAGGCUGAUGAGGCUGCGAAGCGAGAAGAAAAGACUGCCGGGUUGGGCAUGGGUGCCAAACCAAUGUAUCUCAGCGACGAGGAGCUCUUGGGCAAUCUGUAUGUUUUCAACCUGGCCGGGUUCGAAACCACCGCGAACGCCUUGACCUAUACCUUCCCCUUUCUCGCUGCCAAUCGAGAAGUGCAGGAUUGGGCAGGCCAGGAGGUCGAUGCGGUGCUGCAAGGGACCGAUGCUCCGGAUUAUGAACGGGUCUUCCCGUCGCUGGUCAGAUGUCUUGCGCUGAUGUACGAAACUCUACGCCUCUGGGGACCCGUGCCAGACAGCACUCGCUGGUGUGCCGGAGACUUCCAGACUCUACGGGUCAAAGACCACGAAAUGAUCAUCCCGGCCGAGACGUACGUGUCGACGAACUUCUAUGGCCUGCACAGUGACCCGCGCUGGUGGGGAGCUGACAGUCUCGAAUGGCGGCCUCAACGCUGGAUCCAGACCGACCGCAAGACCGGCAAGGAGUCUAUCGCCCCGCCUCCUCCAGGCGCCGCCUUCAUGCCGUGGAGCACGGGGCCUCGCGUCUGUCCCGGCCGCAAAUUCAGCCAGGUGGAGUUUGUCGCGGUGAUCUCGUCAUUGCUGCAGGACUACCGACUUGAGCCAUUGGUGAUCUGGGGCAGGAUGCAGACGAAAGAGCAGGCAAGACAAGCACUCCUGGACGUGGUGGAGGAUUCGCACAACGUCAUCACUCCUAAGAUGAGACGACCUGGAGACGCGGGAGUCGUGUUCAUCAAGCGGUGA